Messenger RNA from Numida meleagris (helmeted guineafowl), 4792 nucleotides. It is a transcript of the gene NCF2, whose product is annotated as neutrophil cytosolic factor 2. Lineage: Eukaryota; Metazoa; Chordata; Aves; Galliformes; Numididae. Gene Ontology annotation, molecular function: superoxide-generating NADPH oxidase activator activity; protein binding. The record is from RefSeq and is a predicted model, not a curated record. The coding region runs from base 3070 to 4626 and encodes 518 amino acids. Gene Ontology annotation, cellular component: NADPH oxidase complex. The transcript is spliced from 15 exons. Gene Ontology annotation, biological process: phagocytosis; respiratory burst; superoxide anion generation.
UUUUGAUGUAAGAUAAAUAUUUGAGAAGUGGGGCAGCUGCUAACAUUGGUAACUGGACCGUGUUUCCUUUGGUCAACCUCUGAGCCUACAGCAGUGAGUAGGACAGAAAGCAGCAGCUUCCCUCUGACCAAUCAUUCCAGUCAGCCAGGUAUUUUCCUUAAGCUCACACCUCGUGGCCUGUUCCCAUGUCCUGUGGUCAGUCAGAGCCCGGGUGCACAGCAGGCAGAUCACAGCGAGGAUGGAGCCGUCCGUCCUGCGCUUCGUGUGCUAGAAUUUAAAAGGUCCAUUUACACCAGAGCCCAGUCCAGGAAACUAAAGAUCCUACACAGGAGAAGAAAAGGGAGCUUUCACACAGCAGAUCGCCUUUCAGCAGCUUGGAAUUGAUUCCAUUUUCUCAAGCACAACGCAACAGCUAUCUGCGGUCAUCUGAGAAACGCGUGCUGCCGUCCCUGCAGCGCUCCCGUCCCUUGUUUCCUAGACGUAGUCUUAAGGGAUACCAGACACUUCACAUUCCUGCUGUACCACAGUGCAUUAGCUAGUGGGCAAAUGAAGUUCCAAAAUCAAGAGGAGUAUUUUCAAAAGGAAUUAAGCAAGCCCCGGGCAUCCCAGCCCGCAGCUCACCGCUGAAGGUUAGGGCCAGGACUGAAACACACCUGUCUGACACGCGCCAUUUUACAGCAGUUCCGUUGUAUGAAACGGUUGGGGAACUUGUGAAAUCUUUGCUGUUUUUUGAUAGCUGCUUUUUUUUUUUUUUUUUUUUUUUGUAAUAAAGACCAGACAAAUAAAUCGUCACUGAAUAUUUACUUGGAGUGUGAAGUAUCUUGAAGUUAACUCCCUGACUUUUAAUUCAGCAGGCAGCUGAAUGCAAGGACUGACCAAAGUUAAAAUCAAGCCUUAGAGCUUCUCCCCUCCAUUGUUUUUCUUGCUAAGCUUGCUUUCCAGCAGCUGUUUCCCCUUUUAAGUCAUGGCAAUAGCUAUGCAGCUUCAUCCCUCAAGAAAAUCUGAGAUUGUUUCAAGACAUUUAAACAACAGGAAACGUUCCACACCAGGAUUGCUGGAGGUGUCCCUGCCUGUGCUCACACUUCAACCAUGGAGCGAGACUCUCCCAGCCACCGAUGCUACGUGCCUUCUUUAAAGGAGGAAAACAGUAACACAGGGUUGUUGCAGGGGGUGAAGCUCCUGAUCUCAUGGUUGGGAUUGUGUUUGUGUCUCUGGCAGCCUCGUCCCCAGGGGAUGAACCUGGAACCGUUGGUUCUAACGAUGCCUGAAGCAGAGCCCUGGGUUUGUCCUGUGGUUGGGAUGCAGGGCGUGCCUGUGUCACCACCACUGGUGCACGUACUCGCCCUGAACUGCAGCACACAGGAUCCUGGUGCUGAGCUCUGAUGUCUGAAGGACAGCCUGUUUGUUACCCAGGUCAUGGCUUUGGAAAACCCAGGCUCAUGCUGCAGACUUUGGUUUCUCUGAUUCCUCCCUUGAGUCCAAAUUUAGCUAAGACACCGAUCAAUCCUUAUUAAAAAAAAAAAAAAAAAAAAGCAAAACAACAAAUAAGAGCCCACAGCAAUAACGUGUUGUGAUGGCAGAGCAGUGAAAACCUCAAAACCAACCAAGUCACAGUGGCCAGCUCCCUCCGGGUGGCAUUACAUAGACCAAGCAGCAGAAGAGUGAUGUUGAGUUUUUCCAGGCUCCCCUCAGAGCACGCUAUGCAGUAUUUAGGAACAGCUCUAACUGUGUGUGUCUUUUGUGCCUGUGUGUUCAGGGAUGCACUAAGAGAUGGAUGCCCUCCUAUCCCUCCCUCCUAUCCCUGGAGAUGCAGACGUGGGACGCGAGGAGGGGCUGGUCUGGGCUCUUCUUGUGCCUCUUCUCCCCAGAAGCGAUGCUAAAGCCACGCUCAUUGCUGCAGUGCAAACUAAAAGGUGACCACAGCGCACUGGCUGGAUUUCAGGCAGUCCUGUGCUGCUCCUACCACCUCUUGGUGACCUGUGCUUGUGCUUCACGAAGCUUGCACCGCAGAUGAUAACAUCCACGUUGGUCUCUUCCUUUUCAGAUGGGAAACAGGUUUCUCCUUCUACUAAACCGAGAGAAAGGGGAACAGGAGACUCGCUCUGUUACUAGAAAGGGAGUGCUUAUCACAGCUUCAAAACUGGAAGUUGUACGUUAGGUUAAAGUUAUCAGGAGGAGGAACAGUUGCUGCAUGCACUGGCUGUGCUUGCAUCUUUCAGAUCUCAUCUUUCUGCAAAAUGCAGGAGAAAACGGCACUUUCCCCGGGGGGUGACUUCGCAUCCUCCCCCACAUCCCCUGGCACCGGUUCUGGGAUCAACCUGAGCUAGCAGAUAACCCGCCCAGCAGGACAGCACCCCACAGGUGGGAACCAUCGCUGGAUGGGAGCUCCCUGCCCCGGGACAAGGGAUGGCAGUGUGAAAGCAGAGCCCUGCGGGGCGGCCAUGAGGGUACGCUCAGGUAGGGGCAGAGAGCUGAGGUCUAGGACGUGCUCUAUCACACACUGAAAACCCAGGCCCCGGCGGAUCAGCUUUGAGCAGAAGUUGAGCAGAAGUCUCCCCCGCGCUCUCCUUCCUGCUGUUGGCGUUGCCUCGUCUGUGGGGAAGCCUGAGUGAACUUUGCACAAGGGCAAAGUGUUGCUCAGAUUCUUACGAAACGCGUCUGACGAGCGGGACCGAGCGCUGCUGCUGGGUGCCCACCCGUGGGGCGCAGCGCUCACCGCACAGCUUCGCAAGGCCGACCUCGAGCCAAUAAACCCCUCCCCUGCCUGCAGCCCCACACAAAGCCCCCAGAAGCAAAACCCGAGGCGGACGAGGCGCGACGCAGGCACAGCCCCGAUUGCAAGCCCGCGGCGAUGGGGCAGCCCCUGCUCCACUUCCCCAUCUCGGGGCCGCGCUGCUCUGACGCCACCGAGGCCACUUCCUGGUGGGUCUGUGACACCAGGCGGGCUGCGGGAAGGCAGACGUGCAGCCGGGAGGGGCUGGGCGAGGAGGACGGGCACCGCAGGGAAGGCUGGGCACGAGGCGAGCCCCCAACGCAGCUGGGCGCACCGCAUCCGUCCCGCACCGCGCCAUGUCGCUGGUGGAGACCAUCCGGCUGUGGCAAGAGGGGGUGUGUGCAGCGGAUGGCAAGGAGUGGGGGGCAGCCCUGAAGGCCUUCACGGCCGUCCAGAACCCGCCGGCCAAAAUCUGCUUCAACAUCGGCUGCACCCACCUCGUCCUGGGGCAGCUGGCCGAGGCUGAGGAGGCGUUCACCCAGAGCAUCAGCUGUGACAAGCACCUGGCCGUGGCCUACUUCCAGCGGGGAACCGUCUUCUACAAGAGACACAACCAUGAAAUGGCCAUGAAGGAUUUCAAGGAGGCGCUGGCCCAGCUGCGAGGCAACCAGCUCAUCGACUACAAGAUCCUGGGGCUGCGCUACAGGCUCUUUGCUUGCGAGAUCCUUUACAACAUUGCACUGGUGUAUGCCACCAUGGAGGACUGGAAGAAAGCUGAGGAGCACCUGACGCUGGCAAUGAGCUCCAAGAGCGAGCCCCAGCACAACAAGAUUGACAGGGCGAUGGAAGCCAUCCUGAAGCAGAAGCUCUAUGAGCCCGUGGCGGUUCCUACAGGGAAGCUGUUCCGACCAAACGAAAAGCAAGUUGCUCAGCUGGAGAAGAAGGACUACCUGGGAAAAGCCACGGUGGUGGCAUCCGUGGUGGACAAGGACAAUUUUUCAGGAUUUGCUCCACUCCAACCGCAGGCCUCUGGGCCUCCACCCAGGCCCAAGACACCAGAAAUCCUCAGGGCUCUUGAAGGGCAGCCGCACCGCGUCCUGUACGAGUUCAUCCCCGAGACCGCUGAGGAGCUGCAGGUCCUGCCAGGAAACAUCGUCUUUGUCCUGAAGAAAGAGAAGGACAACUGGGCUACAGUGAUGUUCAACGGGAAGAAAGGGAUCAUCCCCUGCAACUUCCUCGAGCCCAUGGAGCUCCAGCACAAGCUGCACAUCCAGGAUGAGGCCUCUCCUGAGCCUGAGAUCCCUGAGCCACCCAGCAGCGCCGCUCCAAGUCCCCGGCGGCCAGCACCAGACCGCAUUCCUGUUACGGCAACGCAGCAGAGGGAAGCUGCUAAGGAAACUGAACCAGCCGUCCCCAAGCCCUACGUUCUCAAGGUGCAUUACAAAUACACAGUUGCCAUGCAAGUCAAGCCAGGCCUGUCCUACAAGGAGCUCCUGGGCCUGGUUUGCGAGAAGCUGGAGCUGGAGCCUGAGCACACAAUGCUGAGGUACAAGCCCGCAGCUAGCGGAGAGCUGGUGACUCUGAGUGAGCAGAACCUGGAGGCAGCGUGGAGCCAUGGCAAGGAAGGGUGCCUGACAGUGUGGUGUGACUGCACGGAGGGAGAGGGAUUUUUACCUGACAGCAAACCAGAGGAAGCACAGAAGGCAACAGCAGAGCUGGGACCAACCCAAGUGGUAGCACAGUACAGUUACGAGGCCACCCAGCCCGAAGACCUGGAGUUCCAGGCAGGAGACGUGAUACUUGUUUUAUCCAAAGUGAAUGAAGACUGGCUGGAAGGGGAAUGCAAUGGGAAGAUAGGCAUCUUCCCCUCUGCCUUUGUUCAAGACUGUAACACUAAAGACCCAGAAAUCUGAUUUCAGAAGAGCGCAGGGAGGGAGACUUGGACACUGAAAGAAAUUAAGAAUGCAGCUGUCGCAAUUAAGAUGUUCCCACAUUAAUCACUGCACCUGAAAACACCUGAAAACGGACCUAAAAAUAUUAUUGUUACACGUAUUAAAAGCUUGAUUUUUCUGGGCGUUA